Molecule: messenger RNA, 1436 nt
Organism: Prunus avium (sweet cherry)
Lineage: Eukaryota; Viridiplantae; Streptophyta; Magnoliopsida; Rosales; Rosaceae
Source: RefSeq, a predicted model, not a curated record
UCUUUUUAUCAAAAAAAAGGAAUGAAAUUUUUAAUGGGGUAAAAUUGAAUUCAUAGAAUGAAAAGCGAAUGUUUCAAAGAGUCUGUAGCAUCUUUUAGUUGAAUUUUUCGGAGUUAUGAUGAAUUUUUUGUGAAUUUUAGGCCGUGAGGCAUUGCGAAAACCCAAAUCCUCCUCAGUCAACACCAAUCACCAUCUUUGCUGUAGUUGGACUUGGAACCACGCCUAUGCAUUUACCCUUAGUAACCCCCAGCAUCCUGCCUUGAGAUUCGUGCUUUUUCUUCUGAUCAAUACCUGGCACUCGAGCAAAACAGAGAAGAAAGCAAGAAACGCCAUCAAAGGCUUUGAUCAAAUCCAGCUUCAGCCUUCCUCGGUAAUUGCGGUUUUUUAUUUGCGGGAAACAUCUAGUUUAGGAAGUAGGAUACAAUGGAGGGUGGUGAUGGUGGACAUCAAUUUCUAGACAGUGAUGGGGGUUCAGAUGAUGAAACUUUUGAGAGCUGUCAUGAACAUAAUUACUCUGUGGAAGAUGACAUACCACUGCAGCAUUGCAAUUUUGUAAAUGAUGGUCUGAUUUCAAUGGAACCAUCCGCUGGGAUGAGUUUUCAGUCAUUGGAUGAUGCAAGAGAUUUCUAUUAUGAAUAUGCGAAGCGUACAGGUUUCUCCAUUCGAACAAAUCGAAUCCGACACUCGUUAAAGAACAUGGCUAUAAUAGGCCGGGACUUUGUUUGUUCAAGAGAAGGUUUUCGUGCCGCAAAGCAUACACUUCGAAAAGACAGGGUUCUUCCUCCACGCCCAAUCACAAGAGAAGGGUGCAAAGCCAUGAUAAGGUUGGCAGCAAGGGAUGAGGGAAAAUGGAUAGUUACCAAGUUCAUAAGAGAGCACAACCACAAACUAAUGGCUCAUUCUAAAUUUCCUGGGGAGCUGCCAAUCGUCAAUAUACUCAGCGAGGUAGAGAAGGAUAAAAAAAUUCAGGAUCUAUAUGAUGAGCUCCGGUGUGAAAGAGAGCGAUCUGCAGCAUUCCAACAACAGUUAUGCCUGAUUCUCAAGGACCUUGAGGAACAUGCUGAAUAUAUCUCUGUAAGAGUUGAAGACAUUGUUAAGAGCAUGAAAGAAAUUGAACUUCGUGACCUAUAGCUUUGAAGUCAAGGGAAUGGUGCCAUAUAAUUGAAUUUUGACCGAUUUUGAAAAUUUGAGUAACUGGCUCUGGUUAAAGCUAAACUCCUGUGUUGGCUUAACCAGUUUUGCUGUUGGAAAAUAGCAUGUUGUCAAGAAAGGCAUGCUGGUGAGUGGUGACUUCUUGCUGCUUUUCAAGAAGAUGAUGUAAUGUAUUCUAGUUCAUUAUCUUUUCUUAUUUUAUGGAAAAAUGGCUUCAUUUUGGUUAGGUGUAGUAACAACAUUGCCUGAAAUUUUAAAGAUGAUAUAGUUAGAUUCUUCUCUCA